CACCGUUUCCAGGCAAUCGCAACACCCGAUCUAGCGGCAAGGGAGCAUGUAGACCUCUCCAAGACCUUAAUACCUUUCCCGGGAGAACAAUCUGCUGUCAAAUCUUGCGCACGCAGCGAGCCUUCAUACAAGAUGGCCGACCCAUUCGAAGUCCGCAUGCGCUUCACCUCACACCUUCAGCAAAUGAACGCAUCCACGAAUUCUGCACUGAAAGCCGCCAAUUACGCCUUGCGAUACGUUGAGUUCAGCGACGAUCUCCACUCGUGUAUCCUCGAGCAGUUGGAACGCAACAAUAUGAACAAUCGGGCCAACAUCAUGUACUUCUUGCCUGCACUCUGCGAUGCUGCGCGUAAUCAAGGGGAGCUGGGCUACAUACGCAUGAUGGAGAGGGAUAUCUUGAGGAUCAUCGAUCUCGUAGCGCCAGAUGAUGGGAGCGGAGCCGCCAACGUCAAAGUGGUGAGGAAGGUCUUGCAGCAAUUGCAACAAAAGACGUUCCUGCAACCUCAAACGGUCAAAGAACUGGACGAGUGUAUUACUGGAAGAGAGAGCAUGCGCGGAAUGCCGCCUUCACCAAGCGCUCGAAGCUCUGCUAAUGGGACGUCACGCGACUCCCUGUCGGCAGGACAUUCCGCGAUCAGGCUGGACAAAAGACAAAUUGAGCAACGUAUUGAAGAAGAUCGUGAGCGACACAAGCGGGCAAGAGAAGGGAUAUGGGCGAUUGCACAAGCACCAGUGACGAAUCUAGGCCAUGACGCCGAGUUUGAGACUCUAUGGUCUGCAGGAAGUGAUGCUGACAGCGACGACCUACAAGUUGCCAAGGAGGAAGCGGAGGAGCGGAGAAGGCAUCUCGAGUUUGAUGAGACUUGA
This is a messenger RNA of Dissoconium aciculare CBS 342.82, 867 nucleotides long. RefSeq lists its product as uncharacterized. The record is from RefSeq and is a predicted model, not a curated record. The transcript is spliced from 2 exons. Gene Ontology annotation, cellular component: CTDK-1 complex. Bases 133 to 867 code for a protein of 244 amino acids. Gene Ontology annotation, biological process: positive regulation of DNA-templated transcription, elongation; positive regulation of transcription by RNA polymerase I. NCBI's taxonomy places the organism in Eukaryota, Fungi, Ascomycota, Dothideomycetes, Mycosphaerellales, Dissoconiaceae.